This is a messenger RNA of Talaromyces rugulosus, 1110 nucleotides long. RefSeq lists its product as uncharacterized. Lineage: Eukaryota; Fungi; Ascomycota; Eurotiomycetes; Eurotiales; Trichocomaceae. The coding region runs from base 1 to 1110 and encodes 369 amino acids. The transcript has a single exon. The record is from RefSeq and is a predicted model, not a curated record. Gene Ontology annotation, biological process: carbohydrate metabolic process.
AUGGUAUCUACUAGGCCACAGGCCGCCGACGUCCACAAGGCGAUCAGGCUGUUGAUUGACAACCUCAUCAACAUCAAAGACGAGUCCGGCAAGUUUCUCCUGCGCCUCGAUGAUGGGCGGGUCAUCGACACAAAGUGUUGGGCAGGCUGGGAAUGGACGCAUGGCAUCGGGCUGUACGGGGUCUGGAAGUACUACGAAAUGACAGGAGACGAAUCGCUAUUGAAGAUCAUUGAGGACUGGUUCGCCGCUAGGUUCGCCGAGGGAGGCACAACCAAGAAUAUCAACACAAUGGCUGUCUUCCUCACACUCGCCUAUGUGUACGAGAAGACUGGAAACGUCACUUAUCUCCCUUGGCUUGAUACCUGGGCAGAAUGGGCUAUGUACGAUCUGCAGCGGACCGAAUACGGUGGCAUGCAACAUGCAACAUAUGUCACGGAUAAUCACCAACAGCUAUGGGACGACACUUUGAUGAUGACGGUAUUGCCGUUGGCCAAGAUUGGCAAGUUGCUGGGACGACCAGAAUAUAUUGCGGAAGCGAAAAAGCAGUUUCUCAUACAUAUUCAAUACCUGUUCGACCCUCAAUCGGGGCUCUUCUUCCACGGAUGGACCUUUGAAGACGGGGGACAUAAUUUCGCCAAGGCCCGAUGGGCGCGAGGAAAUAGCUGGUUGACCAUUGUGAUACCUGAAAUCCUCGAGCUGCUCGAAUUUGACGCCAGUGAUCCGAUCCGAUGGCACUUGAUUAAUACUUUAGAAGCGCAAUGCUCGGCCUUGAAGAAAUAUCAAGACCCGUCCGGCUAUUGGCAUACAUUAAUUGAUCACGCAGACCAGGGAUCAUAUGUUGAAGCCUCUGCCACGGCGGGGUUUGCGUUCGGAAUACUUAAAUCCCAGCGCAAGCGAUAUAUAAAUAAUCAGUACCGCCAAGUUGCCGAGAAGGCGAUAGGCGCUGUCUUGGGGUCGAUUGACCAGCAUGGCGAGCUCCAAAAUACUAGUUUUGGAACACCAAUGGGUGAUACCUUGGACUUUUACCGUGAAAUACCGAUUACAUCCAUGCCUUAUGGACAGGCAAUGGCUAUGAUGGCGUUGGUUGAGUAUCUGAGGACUUAUAUUUGA